Molecule: messenger RNA, 10344 nt
Organism: Metarhizium robertsii ARSEF 23
Lineage: Eukaryota; Fungi; Ascomycota; Sordariomycetes; Hypocreales; Clavicipitaceae
Product: non-ribosomal peptide synthetase
Exons: 2
Coding region: 1-10344 (3447 amino acids)
Biological process (GO): amino acid activation for nonribosomal peptide biosynthetic process; secondary metabolite biosynthetic process
Cellular component (GO): cytoplasm
Molecular function (GO): catalytic activity; phosphopantetheine binding
Source: RefSeq, a predicted model, not a curated record
AUGAUGCACUUCCAGAGUCAACCAAUCAUUUCACAUCCUACCGUUGGGGAAAACGUCAUGUCCACAGACAAUCUUCAAGAUGUGAAAAGCGUGUCUAUUGACGACAUUUGGUCUCAAAAUGCCUCAGUCCCCGAAAGUGUAGAGGCCUGCGUCCAUGGUCUUAUCAAGCGCACAGUUUGGGACUUUCCCAAUCGCCAAGCUGUGUGUUCUUGGGAUGGCGACUUGACAUAUCAACAACUAGACAAUAUUUCUAGCACAUUAGCUCAUCAUCUUGUCGACAUUGGCCUCAAAGUCGGAAAUCAUGUUCUCUUGUCCCUUGAAAAAUCGUUGCUUGCACCCAUUGCAAUCAUGGCCGUGAUGAAGGCCGGCGGAGUGUCUAUUGCCGUUGACGGCUCCUUUCCUCAACUAGGAGGCCCGGAGUCUUUGAAACAACUCUGUACCUCUUUUUGUAUCUCUUCAGCAGCAAACCAUCCAGCAUUGACAGAUUCAGGUGUGCAGGACAUCCUAAUUCUGGAUCACCAAUUUCUAUUGGAGCUUUCAACCAGGCCGAGAUCUUCACAGUUGCCUAAAGUGACUCCUUCAGAUGGCCUCUUUUCAACUUUGGACGCAACAUCGAAGAAUUUUUCUGCAACGGGUACUGUUACCCACAGCCAAUUCAGUAGUGCCAUUGUAUAUCAACAAAGGGCGCUUGGAUUCGGCAAACACACUCGUACCCUUGAUUAUAUAUCAUAUACAUCCCCUGUGGCCUGGUGUUACUUUCUACACACAUUAUCCUCUGGGGGCUGCCUCUGCAUGCCCUCACCUCAUCGCGAUUCUGGCAUCGUACUGCCCAAGUCAGCACCUGGCAAUGCCAACUGCGCAUUUGUUACGCCGGAUUGGGCUCAUGAUCUAAACUACGAGGAUAUAUCAACUCUAGUUCAAGUCAACUGUUUCAGCGAAGAGACUAGCUUGUCGGAGCUCAGCCUAGGAGAAACUGAGCUGACAGUCUUUAGUGCAUAUGGAUGUGCCAAGCUGGCUUCGGUCAUCCCUAUCGCAAAGACAAUUAUCCCCUAUAAUGGGGAAGAUCAAGCUCUUUCUAGCGAUUCAGGCGUCUUCGAUGGAGACUGGAGAGUCAGUUCAAUUAAAGCCUCCAUGCAAUCAUUGGCAUCAGAUGAGUCAAAUAUGGAUGAGACCACAUUCUCCCAACGAGUAUAUGGACUGUGCCUAUGGAUAAUUGACAUGGACGAUCCAACGUCACUUGCGCCAAUAGGAAAAGUUGGUGAACUGUGGAUCGAAGGGCCUUUAUUAGGUCAAGGUGGUGUUGAUAAAGAUCAGUCUUUUGUGGAAAACCCUCCCUGGCUGGUAAAUGGUACUGAGAACCAUCCAGGCCGCAAUGGAUUAUUGUUGAGAACCGGUUCCCUAGCCAAAUACAGGCAAGAUGGGACCAUCCAGCUAUUAGGAAAAGGUCUAGGAGGUGAAACUUGCGUUGUCAGUGCUGACUUGAGCGCCUCUGAGCUUGACCUGAGACGGUCUAUUUUGAGAGGCCAUGGCCAAGAUUCGGAGCUCUAUAUACAGCAUGAUGAGGCUUCCCAAGAUGAAGUUGAAUCCACAAUGCAAAAUAUCUGGGCCGCGAUAUUGCCCGUCGAUCCGGCGAUGAUUAGCAGGGAUAGUCACUUUUUCAGAAUGGGGGGCGAUAUGGUUCAGGCCAUGUUGCUUUGCAAAGCUGUCGCAUCUUCUGGCAUGUGCAUCAACACAAGAGACAUCUAUAAACACCCCUUCCUGAAGAAUAUAUCAGAGGUUUGCCGUCGACAUCGCUCGAAGAAUAGAGGAGAACCUAGACCGGCUCUCCUGUCUGCCGUCGAAAGCCGAGAAGCACGCUCCCAGGUUUCUCGACUAUGCAAUAUUGAAGAAUCUAGAGUAUUGGAUAUUCUUCCCUGUACGCCUUUACAAGAAGGACUACUGGCUCUGACCGUAAAACAUCCUGGUGAUUACGUUGCAAGAAAUGUUUUCAAAAUCGGCAAAAAUGUGGAACUCGUUAAGCUGAAAACGGCAUGGGAUUAUGUUGUUAUGAUGAACACAAUUCUACGCACACGCAUAGUCAGCCUUCCUGAUAAUGCACUUGUUCAGGCAGUUUUAGCUGAAGAAACGCACUGGGUGGAAAGUCUGGCGGAAGAAGACUCAGUGAUGAGCUUGGGAACACCUCUCACCCGAUUCUCCCUUCUUCCAGAGAAUGCUGAAGGUGAUCUUUUUCUAUUAUGGGAAAUCCACCACGCUCUAUACGACGGAUGGUCAAUGAAUUUGCUACUCCAAGAUGUGCAAGAUGUCUAUUACGGAAAUGAGAUUCAGGACUUGGAGUCCAUAGAUGCAUUUCUUGAUUACGUCACUACUAUGGAUAAGAACUCUCGGGACGAAUUUUGGAGAAGCCAGUUUGCCGGCAUCCAAGGCUGUCAUUUCCCAACUCCCAAGAACACAGAUAACCCAAGACCUGAUCAGAAGCUCGAAGUGUCUGUAUCAGAUCUAGACUGGUUCAACAGCGACUUUACUUCGUCAACUAUACUCCGUGCGGCUUGGUGUAUUGUGUCUGCGCACAACACGAAUUCAGACGAAGCCCUGUUCGGCGUCACCGUGACGGGUAGGCAAGCUCCAGUUUCAGGAAUCGAAAGGAUAACCGGUCCUACGAUUGCAACCGUUCCUCUACGCAUCGUUCUAGACUGGGACAAAGACGUGGAGUCAAUAUUGCAUCGUGUACAGCAACAGUCCGUUGACAUGAUCCCAUUUGAGCAAACUGGCUUACAGCAUAUCCGUCGCCUGGGAGAAGAGCCCAGUCUAGCCUGCAACUUCCAAACGCUUCUUGUUGUGCAGCCCCCAAGUAGUGGUGGUAGCGUCGAGCCAGAAGAAGAGUUCUUGACCGAAGCCCACGGCGGGGAAAAUGCAAACAAGUGGCAAGACUUCAGUACUUAUGCUCUAGUUAUUGAAUGCCAAUUGGAGGCAAAGGGUGUUCAUUUGCGUUUAGGAUUCGACUCAACACUAGUUUCGGAGACGAAAAUGGCACACGUUGCUGCCAACUUGGAGACGGUUAUUCGCCAAUUGUCUGACCCGCGGGUAAGGAGGCAGACAUUGCGGAACGUAUUUCGUGAAACACUCACUCCUUUUGGUCUAGAUCAAAUCUGGGCCUGGAAUAGAGUUGUGCCAGAGCCUACAGAACUGUGUGUUCACGACUUGAUUACACAGAGAACCUUGGAGGACUCGUCUGCCCCCGCCAUUUGUGCAUGGGACGGCCAUCUUACCUAUGGCCAGUUGGCUGAAUUUUCCGAGAAUUUAGCACAGAGACUAGCCAGUCUCAAUGUUCGCGGCUGCCUCAUCCCGUUAUACUUUGAAAAGUCCAUGUGGAUGCCUGUAGCCGCGGUAGCUGUCAUGAAAGCCGGCGCCGGUGUUGUCGCUGUGGACAUGAAGCUACCAGAGGAAAGAAUACGCUCGUUAAUCUCACAACUCGGGUCUCCGGUGGCGCUAUCAUCUGCCGAAAACCAAGACUUGGUAAGAAAGAUAGCUGGCAGCGGCGACGUGUUGAUCGUUGGCCCCGGACAACAAUGCCUCGAACCUUUACAUUUGCCCACAAAGUUGCCCCUGGUACAACCGUCCGACACCGUGUACACGGUAUUCACAUCUGGUAGUACUGGUACACCUAAAGGUGCGAUGGUGUCACACGGCAACUUCUGUUCAGCUAUCACGCACCAGCAAAGGCGCUUGAUGUUCUCCCGCAGCUCUAGGGUGCUUGAUUUCUCAUCGUAUGCUUUUGAUGCAUCAUGGUGCAACAUAAUCCAUGCCUUGACGAGUGGAGGCUGUCUGUGCAUACCCUCGGCCUAUGAGAGAGAGAAUCAAUUGGCUGAGUGCUUCAAAAAGUACAAUGUGACCACGGUAGAUCUGACGCCAUCUGUUGCACGUAUGCUGGGACCAAAGGUGCUGUCCGAUCUAAGUACCCUUAUCCUGGGCGGCGAAGCCGUCGUCCCUACUGAUGCUUCUCUGGCUGGAGACAAGACUGCCGUCAUCAACGUAUAUGGGCCAGCCGAAUGCACACCUACUGUUACUUUAUCUGAAGUCUCUGCCGAAGGAAUUACCAUCGGUCGGGGCGCCGGGGUUUGUACCUGGGUGAUCGACGUGAAUAACUCGCAAUUCUUGGCACCUCUUGGUGAAAUUGGAGAGCUCUGGGUUGAAGGGCCGCUUGUUGGCCAAGGAUAUCUUGCAAAUCCUGACAAAACAGCGACAGUAUUUGUUAAAGACCCGGCUUGGCUUUCCAGAGGAGCCCCCGGCCACCCCGGACGGACUGGCCAUGUAUACCGAACUGGUGACCUCGUGCGAUACACGAGUUCUGGUGAACUCAUCUUCGUGGGUCGCAAAGAUACACAGGUCAAGAUACGAGGACAGCGUGUGGAGUUGGAAGAUCUCGAGCACCACAUUGCAAGUAGUAUGGAUUCGGUUAAAAGCAACGACAUCAAGACCUUGACUGUAGUUGCAGAGACGAUUCGACCAAAACAAGCCUCGAGCGCCGUCUUGGUAGCAUUUGUUGCACUCGAAGGCUCCGAAGCCGAGUUGACUGAUGAACAGCAUCGAAUGCUAGUCCAAAGUCUUGUCCAAGUAAGCAAUGAUCGCUUGCAGGAAAAAAUUCCAAUAUACAUGGUACCGGCUUCCUAUAUACCAAUACGGAAAAUUCCCAUGACCCCAAGCGGCAAAACAAACAGACAGCAGCUUCGAGACAUUGCAGAGUCAGCUUGGAAAGAGUACAGAAAAAUGCCCGACAAGACUGCCACCCAGGAAAUACUGACUGAUGUUGAGAAGCUGCUUCAGCAAAUUUGGAUGGCGGUCCUUAAUUUGUCUGCUCAAGAGGUUUCAGUUAACAAGGCUUUCACGAGAAUAGGCGGCGAUUCCAUUUCGGCAAUGCAAGUUGUUGCUCAAUGCAGACAGCAUAACAUUUCCAUUACCGUUGCAGAUAUUCUACAGUCAGGAACCAUAAGGCAAUUGGCGUCACAUUGCAAGUCUAUCUCGCGCCAUUCAAUGCCCGAUGACGAUGAAGGCGUCGACGAGGAGGGCUCUGAGCCAUUCGACCUCUCACCUAUCCAACAACUAUUCUUUGACGCGUAUCCAACUGGACUCAACCACUUCAAUCAAACUUUUGUGCUAGAGCUGGGAUCACUGGUUCCUGGAGCACGAUUUUUUGCCGCCGUCAAGGACCUUGUUGAUCGCCAUGCCAUCCUUCGGAACCGUUUCCACCGCCCAGCCGCGGGCGCAGCGUGGAAGCAGAGCAUAGCUCCCAAAGGUCCAUCCUCCUUUGCUUUCGUGGAACAUCAUGUUUCGAAUCGGGAUGAGGUCAUGCUUUUGUCGCAAUGGAGACAGGAACAUCUCGACAUUGAGAAUGGCCCAGUGUUUGCUUGCGACCUCUUCAACAUUGCUGGGGACGUUCAGCUUGUUACCCUCUCGGCACACCACCUCGUCGUUGAUCUCGUCUCGUGGAGAAUUAUCUGGGGCGAUAUUGAAGAUCACAUCAGGCACGGGAACCUGAUCUCGACCCCAUCGACGUCGUGGAAAUCAUGGCUAAGGCGUCAAAUUAGGGCCAACCGUCAUGCCUCUCCGAUUUCAGUGCUGCCAUACAGCGUUCCGCUUCCGGAUCUGGAAUUCUGGGGACUUCCCUUGGGUGAGAACACAUUCGGCAACUGUACCCUAAUCACGGAGGAAUUCGAGUCAUCCGUUACCAAUGCGAUAUUUGGAGAUGCCAACGAAUGCCUGCGAACGGAGCCUGUGGACAUUUUGCUAGGUGCCAUGGCGCACUCAUUUCACCGAAUUUUCCCGGAAAGAUGCUUACCCACUAUUUGGCUCGAAGGACACGGUCGUGAGUACUCGCAGAAUCUCCCUGUCGAUAUUUCAGGAACGGUAGGGUGGUUCACGACUCUCCACCCUGUUCCUAUCCCCGUGAAGCCCGGUGACUCCGUUAUAGAAGCUAUCAGGUUUGCCAAAGAUAUCAGGAGAAAGGUCCCUGGAAAGGGUCAGCCUUACUUUGCCUGCCGGUUCUACAGUGAAUCUGGUCGCGAGGCCGCCAAAGGACAAGACAUCACAGAGGUCACCUUUAAUUUCACCGGCAGAUUUCAACAGCUUGAAGCUGAAGAAGGAUUGUUCAAACGCCCUGAGCAUCUUGGCGAUAGUGAUUACGACAUGGUUGAUGUAUCACCGACAGCUCACCGUCUUACCAUGAUUGAAAUCACCGCCGAUGUGGAAGACGACUGGCUCAUGGUAUCGUUCCAAGUUCAUCAAAACAUGAGACACCAAGAACGAUUGCAAAGAUGGGCCCAGGAGUUUGGAACAUCUGUACGGAGCGCCGUCACCGAACUGUCCAAAUCGCGUGCCAGCUUCACUCUUAGUGACCUUCCGCUGCUACCAAUGUCAUAUGGUGCUCUAGACGCCUUGCUUUGCCAUCAGCUUCCCAGUUUAGGAAUACAGGCUGAGAAUGUGGUUGAUAUUUUGCCCUGCUCACCACUCCAGCAGGGCAUUCUACUGAGCUCAGAGAAGGAAUCUGCCUCGUAUGCAACUUGUUCAACUUGGCGCUGCUUGGCUACCGAGGGAAUGGCGACAACGAUUGAGCCCGAGAGACUACGAACCGCGUGGACCAGAUUGGUACAGAGACAUCCGAUUCUGUCUACUGUUUUCGCUUUACAUCCAGAAGGAGAUGGUUUCAUUCAGAUUAUUCUGAAGAACGCCAACGUCCAGGCCAAGUUUGUUAAGUCUGGCUCACAAGCCCCCGACGCCAUGCUGAAUACUCUUCAACGGCCGCAUUUUGAGGCCCAUGAGCCCCAGCACGUAUUUUUCGUCUGCCAAUCUGACAACGGGGACGUUGCUUGCAGGUUAGACAUCAGCCACGCCCUCAUGGACGCGGCUUCCAUGUCGGUCAUCUUGCAAGAGUUGAUCAACUUGUAUGACGGCAUUGUGCCUGCUCCAGUGCCGCCAUUUAGACGUGUCAUGAGCCAUAUUUGCAGCAUUCCCCGUGCCCAGCGUAUUUCCCCAUGGGUUUCUAUGCUUACUGGAGUGACUCCUUGUGAAUUCCCGCUGGCAAUUCACACCGCCUCCGCAGGUGAUGAGCGCCAUGGCGACAUCCCCGUGCCGCCUUUGGAAUUGGCCGAGGUCUCUAGACUGUGUAUGAAUCUCGGCAUCACUCGUGCUGUUUUCUUCCAGGUUGCCUGGGCCAUGGUCCUUGCAACUUUUACCGGAAUGGAUGAGGUUUGCUUCGGCUACUUGGCCUCGGGCCGGGAUGCUCCUAUAGAUGGCAUUGAAGGGAUCGUGGGACCGCUGGCAAAUUUACUCAUCAGCCGCAUUGAUUUGAGAGAUUCGCCUCGCAGCGUCUUGGAGUCUGUGUCCACCAGGUCGAUACAGCAUUUGGCCAUGCAAUAUGCAUCACUGGCCGAGAUCCAGCACGAAUUGGGUAUUUCAGGCAAGAAAUUGUUCAACACAUCUUUGUCCAUCAGGGAGUCGGAUAAGCUAAAGAGCUAUGAAAAGAGGAGCUUGUCAUUUGAGGCCAGUGCUGGAGAAGAUCCCCAUGAAUUUGACAUGGGCCUCAGCGCCAGCAUUGAUGGCAGCAACAUUGAUCUUGUUGUGGAGUAUCGCGAACCUUAUAUCCAACAAUCUGUUGCUGCUCAGGCAUGUGAUGUCUUGUCCAUGGCCGUGACUUACCUCCUUCAGGCCAAUUAUGACAAUCACUUACCCAAGGGCGAUGAUGGCUCAAUAACUGUGUCCUCGAAUGUCUCAGUCUUUGACGGUUUCUACAAACAGAUUGUUGGAACUGAUGAAGUCACAACCACCGCCUUUUGGAGAGAGCAGUUUCAAGGAACUACGAGCAGUCAUUUCCCGUCACCGCCAGGAGUCCAGCGACCACGAACCUACAAAGAGGUUUCGCUCUUCCAAAAAGGCGGCCUCCACCUCGACAGUGACAUUGAGUCUCGUACUUAUAUUCAAGCAGCUUGGGCCAUUGUUGCAGCAAGAAUGCUGGAUUCCACAGAGGCAAUAUUUGGUCUCGCAUCUGAGGAGCACUCCCUACUACCGGUUCGUAUCCCAAUCGCCUGGACCGGCAAUGUGAACAAUCUCCUCCAGUUUAUUCAGAAACAGGGAAAAGAUAUGGAUGUUUUCAAAAGAACCGGACUGCAACGAAUCCGCCGCAUUAGUGCUGAAGCUUCUCUGGCAUGCGACUUCCAGAGCGUUCUCUCCGUCAAUAACGAUGAUGCUCAGCAAGUGCAGUCGGGCGACUAUGCCAUAUUUUUGAAGUAUAUCAAGACACAGUUGGGGUCUUGCGUUAGCAUUAAAUUUGAUUGCAGCACACUGUCCGAGAACGAGGUCACACGGCUGUUUUAUCAAUUCGAGCAUGUGCAUCAGCAACUUCUCAGCCCGGCAGCAAGAGAACUCAGGGUGCAGGAUGUGUCAAUGACGAGCAGCAGAGACCUCCAGGAUAUUUGGACUUGGAACGCAAAGCUUCCCGAAGCUGUGUCCGACAACAUGCCUCGCAUGAUCCGUGAGACUGUCCACCGACGACCUUGCGCCACUGCUAUACAUGCAUGGGACGGGUCCCUAAGCUACCAACAGCUUGACGACUUGUCUACUACUCUGGCCUAUCAUUUGAGAAAGGUUGGGGUCGAAAAGGGGGACAUGAUUCCGCUGUGCUUUGAGAAAUCCAUGUGGAUGCCAGUAUCUGCAUUGGCCAUCAUGAAGACUGGUGCUGCGUGUGUUGCUACAGAUCCGUCCAACCAGCCAGAGGAGCGUCUACGAGGCAUGACGGCACAGAUUGAAGCAAAGACAAUCUUGGCCUCUGUGGCCUAUACCGACAUGGCCAAAAGGCUAGGCGCUGACAAGGUCAUAUCAGUGGAUCUUGAACGACUAUUCGAGUUCGCCUUGUCUUUGGACCACGAACCCAGCCUUCCGGAAAUCGAUGCCUCGGAUAUUCUGUAUAUAAUAUUUACAUCCGGCACCACGGGCGUGCCCAAGGGUGCCAUGGUCACGCAUGGGAAUUACUGCAGCGCAAUUGUUCACCAAAGAGAGUUGCUUGGCUUCGAAAGCAACUCGCGCGUUCUGGACUUUUCAUCGUAUGCGUUCGAUGUGGUAUGGUCUAAUAUGCUGAAUACCCUGACGGCAGGCGGAUGCUUGUGCAUACCAUCAGCGGAAGAGCGGCAAGACAGCAUUUCGGGCUGCUUGGAAAAGUACCAAGCUACAGUGGCGGAUUUCACACCAUCCGUCUUGCGCAAUAUCGAGCCAAAGACGGCCCUCACGCAGCUGUCCACGAUGCUUCUAGGUGGCGAGGUUGUCCUACCCAGCGACGCACAAUAUGUACGUGAGGGGGCACGCGUAGUCAGUGCAUACGGACCGGCAGAGUGCACGCCAACCAGCCUCAUAUUGCCCUUGACUUGUCACAGCGACGGUGGCUUGGGUCUUGCAUCCGGGCUAUGCACCUGGGUUGUUGAUGCGGAUCAUCCUGACAGAUUGGCGCCCAUUGGGACAGUAGGCGAGCUUUGGCUGGAGGGAGCCCUCGUCGGAGCAGGGUACGUCAACAACCCGGCGAAAACAAAGGCAGCUUACGUCCAAGAUCCCGAAUGGCUUCUUCGCGGCGUUCCUGGCAAGCGGCCUGGCCGCCGCGGCCGAGCGUACCGCACGGGAGAUCUGGUGCAAUACCGCGAGGACGGCAGUCUCGUAUUCAAGGGCCGAAAAGACACGCAGGUCAAGAUUCGCGGACAGCGAGUAGAGCUGGAGGAAGUCGAGCAUUAUGUGCAAGAUGCGGUUUCUACUGCAGCGCAAGGCAACAUGGUCACAGUUGUAGCUGAGACAAUCCGGCCAAAGGGCAGCCACGGAAUCAUGUUGGUGGCAUUUGUUUGUUUGGGUUCCGGGGACGAAGUGAGCGAUCAAGACUACGAACAGGCAAUACGAGGUGCAACGCGUGGUGUCGCAGGAGAAUUGGGCGAGCGGCUACCGCCAUUCAUGAUCCCGAGCGUGUACAUUCCGGUUCGAAACAUUCCCAUGACGCCGACGGGGAAGACUGACCGUCGGCACUUGCGCAGCUACGGGUCUUCUCUGACGUUGACGGAUAUCGCCGCGUUGAGUCGCACUGAGGGCGAGCGCAGGGCGCCGACGACUGAUUCCGAAAAGUUGAUGCAGGGACUUUGGGCUGAAGUGCUCAACAUGGAGCCUGGCAAUAUCAGCAUCGACGACAGUUUCUUCCGCAUCGGGGGUGAUUCCAUCGGGGCGAUGAAGCUAGUUGGUUUGGCACGCAAGACUGGCUUGCCACUUGCUGUCAAGGAUGUGUUCAAGUAUCCGGUUAUGCGGGAUCUGUGUACCCUUUUGUAUUAG